Messenger RNA from Pogoniulus pusillus (Red-fronted tinkerbird), 1958 nucleotides. It is a transcript of the gene TMEM140, whose product is annotated as transmembrane protein 140. The transcript has 4 exons. The coding region runs from base 762 to 1346 and encodes 194 amino acids. The record is from RefSeq and is a predicted model, not a curated record. NCBI's taxonomy places the organism in Eukaryota, Metazoa, Chordata, Aves, Piciformes, Lybiidae.
GCAGCAGUGUGCAAGGUGCGAGCAAGGCAAAGCGGUGAGUGAGUGGUGACAAGGUGGAGUCAGCGUGGGGAGCGUCAGUCACCUCCGCAGCAGUGUCCAUACCAAACAAAGGCUUGUCAGCCCCCCCGGACACCCAGGCCGGUGUAGUAGCGGAUUUUUCUGGGUGAGCUUAAGCCACGCAGUUGUUCAGGUCAGCUGGCACAGGCAGGGGAAGAAAGCGCAAAGCUGCCUCGGGCAGCGGUACCUGCGUUCGGCUUGUGUCCUUGCUCCCAUUUAGAUGCCGUGCUAUCGGGGAGGAGCAUCAAAUCAGGCUGCCGUGGCCCUCAAAAGCGAAAGAGAAAGCAGGCGGAGGGGAGGUGGUGCCAGAGCCGAAGCUGCAGGGCAGCUGGCAGCAGGCACAGGGCGACCGGGCUCAGCCGGGCGGCGCCUCGGCCCUCUGCAGCGUCUGUCACCUCGCAGCUAGCCAGAUGGGCAGCUCGUUCAGAAGAAUGGGCCUCUUCCACGGGAAGUUCCAGUCUCUGCAGAUGCUGCUGUGAAGAAGACCUCCAAGGGAAGCUACAAGAAAAAUGGAGUGUUGACCAGGUGAAGGGGGCAGAGUGAAGCAGAAGCCUGCAAGAGGGCACUGAGAACAGUCCACAUUCUGGAGAAGAGCAAGGAGUUGGGUUUGCCAGGCAGUCUAGGAGGAGCAAGAAGAAUGGCAUGACAGCAGGCAUCCCCAGGCAGCCUUUGCAGCAGUAUCCAAAGGGCACGUGGGCAGCAGAAUGGCUCUGCUGCAACACAGGUGUGCUGGGCACCUGCUCUGUGUGCUGAUCCUCCUCCAGGCUGCUGGGACCUUGGCCUUGAUGCUCUACACGCUGCUGUGGGAAGCUGGAAACCUGGUGAACCGCCCCGAGAAACGCAUUGGCUUUUACAACUUCUGCCUCUGGAACGAGACAGCUGGGGAGCUGCAGUGCUUGAAGUACAAACAUCUGGAGGUGAUGGGCAUCAGCCUUGCAGGAAUGAUGCUAGCCAGGACUGCUGUGUAUGCCUGCCUGGUCUGCAGCAUCUUCUACUUCAUUUUUGUUGCAUACAUGAAGUGUACUGAGGAGAGAGAGGGCUGGAAGCUGACCCGCAUCAUCCUCAUCAUCAAGAUGGUAUUUCUGUCUGGAGGCCUGGGGGUGUUUUUAUUACAAACUUCACAGUGGAUUCAGCUCUCUGAUUUAACUGGGGGCUUCCUGGCCCUUCUCGGGACUCAGGCUCUGCUACUGCUCCAGAUUGUCACAGUCACUGCAUACCUUGGCUGGGCUAAACACACACACCUGUGUCAAAGGCCUUGUACUGAGGGGGCUCUGCCCAUUGUUAUUUAACAGCAAAGAGGCUGCAAGAGCUAUGGAUAACCUGAUUUAAAACAGCAACCCUACUACAGCUUUAGUGACAUAGGCUAAACUCCCCCACUGCCCCCUCCUGCCCACCCCCCCACUGCCCCCUUCUGUCUCCUCUCUCUUCUCAGGAGAUACACAGAACUAAUGUUUGGAUCACCCUUGCUAAUGUAACAGGACAGAGCUCUCUUUGCUUAGCAACUGCAUCCUCAGAGAACCUCUUUUCAACAUGCUUGUUGCAGUGUAUUCAGAAAAUGACCAAAUGCUCUGCAAAGAUUCUUUUUGUACAAGAGAAAGGGGGAAAUGCUGGCAAUGGCAGGACUUUUAGUGCUGUACAGCUGCUUGAUCUUCACAACACUGGAACAUGAGCCAGGGGUUCAGAAUGUAUAAAGGGGAAAAGUACUGAGUUAAGUAAACAGAGGCUCGAAAUGACCUUAGAGGAUGUUGCAGCAGAUGUAACUAUGUAAAACAUGAGCCUGUAGUUUUGUUAGUCUUUGCUUAUCUAGUUGCUUCAUGAGGUCUGUCUUAAUGACCAGUUAGGAUUUGGCAUGAUCUUUUAGCUUGUGUGUUAAAGUAUAGAACCAAGUGCUGAAAGUACAA